Messenger RNA from Vigna umbellata (rice bean), 1132 nucleotides. RefSeq lists its product as uncharacterized. Gene Ontology annotation, molecular function: SNAP receptor activity. Gene Ontology annotation, biological process: retrograde vesicle-mediated transport, Golgi to endoplasmic reticulum. Lineage: Eukaryota; Viridiplantae; Streptophyta; Magnoliopsida; Fabales; Fabaceae. Gene Ontology annotation, cellular component: endoplasmic reticulum; SNARE complex. The record is from RefSeq and is a predicted model, not a curated record.
ACCCUUAACGUUCUUAACUUCCUUUACUUAAUCAAACUCUGAAACUCCUUAUUCAAACUCCGAAUAUAUUUCCAGAAUUCUCCAAUUUUUCCAAAGCCCUAACAACUGAAAACCACCACAUUGCCCAAAUUCUAAAUCGCGAUUGAAGUUUGUUCUUUCUCGCUUCGAACAGACAUUUGGAGAAGCUUAUGGGAGUCGAACGUUGGCACUAGAGUCACGCGCGGGGGAGUUGAACGGUGACCAAAAUAGAUUCUAGGGUACGCGUGUAAAGUGAUCAAAAAUCAAGAGUAGGAUAUGCGAUAGAACUUCGUCGUCCAUAGGAUAUGGGAAUCAGUAAAACAGAAGUAAACUUAAGGAGGUUGCUUGCAGCUGCUCCUCAACAGCAAAACCAGGCAAAACUGGUGCAUUAUGUUGCUACUUUACGUGAACAAUUGGAGCAAUUGGGUGAAGAAAAGACACCAGAGGGCUUACCAAGGAUUUCAAAGGCUACGUUGAUUGAGUACUCAGAGAAGGUUGAAGCCAUUGCUUCCAAAUUAGUUAACCACGUGACUGACCAACAAGUAUCCGAGAAGGCUUUUGAGAGGAGUUUUGUUGAAGAAAACUCUUCUGAAAUUGAGGAAAAAAAGCAGAUACCCCUUUCGUCUGGGUUGAGAAGAAGACCUGUACCCACAUCAUACACAGAAGAUAAAGUACACGACCUUGCUGAGACUGACAAUACAUCACCUGUCAAACUGGAUGCUAGUGCACACGCACACAUUGAAAAGCACAGAAUGCUUCAAGAAGAUUUGACUGAUGAGAUGGUGGUGUUGGCAAAACAACUCAAAGAGAGUAGUCUCAUGAUGAGCCAGAGCCUGCAAAAUACUGAAAAGAUACUUGAUUCUACUGAGAAGGCCAUUGAGCAUAGUUUGGCAAGCACCGGUCGGGCCAAUGUGCGAGCAACGACAAUCUAUUCAGAGAGUUCCAAGACUUCUUGCCUAACAUGGCUUGUGAUGUUUGUGAUGACAUGCGUAUUUGUCAUGGUUAUUCUUCUAAUACGUGUAACAUAGUGCACUUCUAUUUCACUGAGUGAAACAGAUAACUUCCAAUAUAACUUUUCCUAUAAUGUAAAUUUUUAUAUUUCAUUCACUGAUAA